AUGACCACGUUUUACGACUACUUUCUCGCCAAAGCCAACUACCAACCCGUGGACAAGACGAUGUGGGGCACGAUCCCCCACACCGUCAACGCGUACGAACGUUAUACGCCCCGCGAGAACAAGAUCGUGUUCCCCGCGACCGUCUUGCAGGCCCCCAUCUUCAACGCCAAGUUUGACGCGGCGCAGAACUUUGGAGCUUUCGACAAUUGCAGCCUCAACUUUGACGACAACGGCAACUGCAAAAAACAACUAUAG
Aphanomyces astaci is the source of this 255-nucleotide messenger RNA. RefSeq lists its product as hypothetical. NCBI's taxonomy places the organism in Eukaryota, Oomycota, Saprolegniomycetes, Saprolegniales, Verrucalvaceae. The record is from RefSeq and is a predicted model, not a curated record. The transcript has 2 exons. Gene Ontology annotation, molecular function: metalloendopeptidase activity. Bases 1 to 255 code for a protein of 84 amino acids. Gene Ontology annotation, biological process: proteolysis.